GCAGGAGUGGAAACUGGAGCAACUGCGGACGCUGCCAUGGCGCGCUCCCAUUGGCCGGCGGGCCCGCGCCGCACGCCCAUUGGCCAGAGCGCCGGCGCGGCGGGUAACUGCUGCGGAGCUCGUGGCGGGCGGGGCCGCGGCCAUGGCGUCGUUCGCUGCUGAGGAGUCGGGCGAGGAGCCGGUCGCGGGGCCCAGUCGGCAGCUGCCGCUGUGCAGCUGGGGGGAGGGCACAGGGGGGGACGCCGCCCCGCUGCCGGCCCAGUGCUCGUCCCAAGUGGGCACUAUGAAGCGGAGGGACACAGUGGCGCUGUACUGCGACCAGCUGCUGCGGGGCUGCCGGGCAGAAGAUGCUAAUGAGGCAAUGAGUAAGUACCUUUUGGAAAAACUGAAAGUAAAAGAGAAAUGGCUUGGAAUCUGGAAAACCAAUCCAGAGCUCUUCUUUAUCAAUUUUGAGGAUGUCAUUAUACCUUUUGUUGGAGUACUUGUUGAGGUUACUUGGAAACCACCUCAGAGCUCCUCUAACUUCAAAGCGUCUAUAUCCGUUGCUGAGCCAUUUUCCUCUAAUAUUGCAAAUAUUCCAAGAGAGCUGGUUGAUAAUGUUUUAGAGGAAUUGGACCACUGUGUACCUCUGUUGGAAGUCUACCCUGUUGAGGGACAGGAUACUGCAGUAUUUGAUAUUGCCCAGGCUUUGGAUGUUGUGAGGUUUUUCUAUGACUUCCUUUGGAGAGACUGGGAUGAUGAUGAAAGCUGUGAGACCUAUGCAUCUCUGAUAGAAGAAAGAAUUAAAAUUUGGUGCGAUAUUGAGAGCGGGAUUAUUCCUGCUACAGUUGGUCAUCGUUUUAGGAAACAUCUGGAGAAGUAUAAGAACAUGCAUUUGGAAUUGGUUCAGUAUCAAAGCAAUAUUAAAGAAGAACCUUCAGCAGAAGAAGCUGUUGAAUGCUGGAAAAAAUACUAUGAGUUAGUAAUGCUAUGUGGACUGCUGAAAAUAUGGGAGGACCUACGUCUCAGAGCCCAUGGACCUCUGACACCAAGGAUACUAAGACGUAGAAAAGGAUACAGAAGUGAUGGAAAACCUGUAACUCAUAUUGUAGCUAAAACAAUGACAGCAGAAAUGGUUAAAGAUUUUUCUGUUGAUGCACUGAUUCAACAACAUGAUAAUUUAAACUUGGCUUUGGACAGCUGUUACAGUGGAGACAAUGUGGUCAUUUUCCCAGGAAAAUAUAAGGCUGUGAACCUUUCAAUGUUAACUGAAGAUAUUAUUAUUAAAGGAGUUGGAAGACCAGAAGAAAUUGUGAUUUUUUCAGAACCUACUCAUGAAAGCUUUGUGGUAUCAAAAGGUCAAAAUGUGAAACUAAUGCACCUUACUUUGGUACAGCAAGGGACAAUUGAUGGUAUUGUAGUUGUUGAAUCUGGUCACAUGACUUUAGUAAACUGUAUAUUGAAGUGUGAAGGAACUGGAGUCUGCGUACUUACUGGAGCUUCACUGACUAUUACAGACAGUGAGAUCACUGGAGCUCAGGGUGCUGGUGUUGAGCUGUACCCAGGUAGCACAGCCAUUCUGGAGGGUAACAAAAUUCACCACUGCAGUAACUUCAACAGCAGCGAGACAUCGCAGGGUACCCUAGGAGGAAUUAAUAUCAAGGUGGUUCCAAUACCCAAGCUGAAGAUGAAAAAUAACCACGUUUAUAGUAACAACGGCCAUGGAGUGACCAUCCUUCAGCCUACGGACCAGCUCAGUACUGUAGCAGAAGGGAUCCUGGAGUUUACUGCCUCAGGCGAUACAGAGGAAGAUACUGUUUCCAAACUAAUCCAAGACCUGAGCUUGGAGUUGAGCAAUAACACAUUAGAUGACAUUAAGGGUAUCAGUGUGGUUAACAGUUAAACAUGCAGCUGACAUGACAUUUGGUAGUAAAGUUCUGAUUAAAGAAACAGUGCUUCUGAUUUAGGUCAAUGAAACUCUCUUUAAAUUUAAAAGUGACUGAUGUUGCCUUUAUGGAUUAAGUUAGUAUAUCCAGUCCUUAAAGCUGCUCCCCCCCCCCCCCCCAAACCCCAACAAAACAAAACAAAAAACAACCCAAACACAAAACCCAACUCCCUCCUUUGAUUUAAUAACCCAAUUUCAUGGAAGUACUUACUAGGAAAUGUCCCCGUCUUAAUUAAAUCAUAAAAUGAUCUUUUAAAGCUACAUUAGAAGGAAAAGACAAACAUUCAUCCUUAGCUUUUCCUCAACUGCUAGUGCAAAUCUUCCAAUAACAGUGAGGCCUUAAUACAGAACUGUCUUGACCAUGUACCUAGAGCUGCUGUUAGCACAGUUAGACAAACCCUGGCACAUAUUCAUUUCCACUGGUCCUCUUAUUGAAGUUACUAAUGGUACAGCUGCAAAUUUAAGGGGCUUGGCUUUCCCUAUCACUGCAUUAAAAAAAAAUAACAUUUUUUUUCCCCCUACAAGAAAGCCAGUUCAUCUGCAUUGCCUCCACUUCAAGUCCUCAAGUAAAUCACUGUUUCAGUGGUGGUUAAUCAAGGGUUUCAGUCAUCAGCCUUCCCUCCUUUAACAAUUAUGACUUGUUAGUAUUAGGCAAUUUUUGCUGUUCUUGGAAGAAAACAUAAGGUCAGGAUUUCUUAGCAGUAUUCAGAGUACUAAACAGUACAGCAGGUUUUCCCCCCCUCAUAAUUCAUAAACACCCUAGAACAGUGGUUUUCAACCUUUUUUGUACCAAGACCCAUUUGUAAACAUCAGUGGCCAGUUCCAACCCAGUACUCCACACUCCUGACCCACUGCCUACAGGCCUGGCCCCCAGUGUGUGGGGCAUGAUGGGGUAUGCAUGGGCCCUGGGGGUCCCCAAGAAGUCCCUCACAGGUUGGAGCUCUGUUCCCCAGUUUCCCAUUUUUCUUUCUUAAAGGAGAAUCCAUUUUUUAAAAGUUUGUUGAUCCAUUUUUAAAGUUUGUUCAUAACCCUUCCAUAUAUUUUUGUGAUCCACUUUUGGAUCAUGACCCACAGGUUGAGAAAUGCUGCCCUAGAAAACAGAAAUUGAAAAACUUUUAUUCUUUCAGUCAUACCUGGUUUUAAGGUUAUAUAAUCCCCCCAAUAUAGUAUGCAUCUUGUUUUUGAAAGACAUUUUGAAGAAAAUGUUCUUUUCUCCAGAGUCAUGGCUUCAGAGAGCAGGGAAGGUGCCUAAUCUUCAGUUGACUCACCCUCCUUUUCCUGCUAAAAUAAAACUCUUUAACUGCUGCUGACGGCUGGUCUCCAUGGGUAGACCUCUCUAAUCUUGAAAAGAGCUAAAGAGCUGUGAAACAGAAGAGACCAGAAACCCUAGCAGACAGCAAAGCUCCCCUAGAAAAGGUUAGCUUCAUUGGCAGACCCUGAAAAUCAUUAAAAAGGACAAAUGAUCUUUAACAGCUGUGAAGAACAAUGGGCAAUUAACUCAAUAUUAAUGGGCUGCUGAUUCCCAGCUGCCUGAAGAGUAAUACCAGAGCUACUGCCUGGUGGAGCAGGGAUCAAAGCAGUGUGCUUCUAUCUCCAGGAAGGAAUCAGCCCUGGCCCAUGCCAUCACUGCCCCAAGAUCUCAGCCACCGGCCCCAAACGCAGCUAAUCCAACCCAGGUGGCCCCAUCCUAUCCACCCAGCUGGUCUCCAUGGAUACUCUGAGAUUGAGGGGCUGUGACAACAUGGGGUUGAGGAAAAGCUGCAAUCUGCCCAUCGUGGCUCUGACCCGGCCCCUCCACCCCCACCUCAGAGUCUCCUUGGAGAUGGGUCAGGAGCCAGAUAGGCAGGGCACACAGGAUGGGGCCUUGGGCAGCCAGGGAGCUGCAUUUGAGGCUGUGAACUUUGGGCAGUGACACCACCAGGCAGAGCCCUGAUCUGCUCCCUGCAUGCCCCUGCCGCCAGAACCAGUGCCUGUUGCAGGGCCGUGGGGGGCAGAUUGCGGCUCCUACACUGUCACCACCCCAAGAUUCCAGGGUCUUCCUGGCCCUGCCCACCCGUCUUGCUCCCAGACACUGCUCCCUGCCUGCCUGCAGCCUUUGGCACUCAUAAAGCCAUUGAAACAGGACCUAUUUGUAAGUGCAUUUUGCAGGGAAAAAAAACUUCCCCACAUGUUAGUAUCUUUGAGCUCAAGUCCUAUGAUUUCAAGUCUCUGCUUUGGCACUAAAUUUUGUUUUGUCCAUUCACUGUUAUCUCUGCCUUCAGCAACAGCUACCUGUAAGCUGUAGGAG
This is a messenger RNA of Alligator mississippiensis (American alligator), 4211 nucleotides long. It is a transcript of the gene SHCBP1L, whose product is annotated as SHC binding and spindle associated 1 like. The transcript has 10 exons. Lineage: Eukaryota; Metazoa; Chordata; Crocodylia; Alligatoridae. The record is from RefSeq and is a predicted model, not a curated record. Bases 143 to 1882 code for a protein of 579 amino acids. Gene Ontology annotation, biological process: spermatogenesis; male meiosis cytokinesis. Gene Ontology annotation, cellular component: meiotic spindle.